CCUAAUUGAUUUCUCUCUCUUACUUUCCCAUUCUCUCGCUAAUUCUCUAUCACUUUCCAUCGAUCUCUCUCUCUUUCACGCUCCCAAUCUCCCAAUUUUCUUUCAAUUUCUCUUCCCAAUCACAUAUAAUUCUCAAUUUUCUCCCAAAUUUUCCUAAGAAAAUCACCAAGCACUACCAAUUAAACUACAAAAAUGGACAAGCAAGGUGAGGAAGGAGUCCUUGCCACCGAUAAAGGAAAGAAAAGAAGAACCAUUGCCAGCCAAGGGAGGACCCAAUGCGGUGCAGCACAAGGAAGAAAAGAAGAGUGGGCGGCUAAGGAGAAAAGAGGAAAAAUAAAAGAAAAGAAAAGAAAAGAAAGGAAAAGGAAAGAGACGAAAGGAAGAAAAAAGAAAAGAAAGGAAGAAGAAAGAAAGGAAAAAGGAGAAACAGGAAGAAAAGAAAUAGAGAAGACAACUAAAGACUUAAGAGCAGAAGCUAAAAGGAGAAAAGCACAAUUUAGAGCUCAACAACAACAACAAAGAGAACAAGAGCAAGAACAACCACAAAAAGCAAUGGCUAACAAUAACAACAAUGCCAACAACAGUUCUGUGAAAGAUCAUGCCUAUCCUAACAUUGAGGAUUUUAUGCCUAGUAUCACAAAACCAAGAAUAAAAGCUAAUAACUUUGAAUUGAAGCCUGCACUUUAUCAAAUGGUACAAUAAUCACAAUUUGGAGGAAGUCCAAGUGAAAGUUCACAUGUGCAUUUGGCACACUUUCUUGAGAUCAGUGAUAUAUUAAAGAUAAAUAGAGUUUCAAAUGAUGCAAUUUGACUCAGAUUAUUUCCUUUCUCUUUAAAGGACUAAGCUAGAGAGUGGUUACAUUCUUUACCACAGGGUUCUGUCAUAACAUGGGAUGAACUUUCUCAAGCAUUUUUAGCUCAAUAUUUCCCACCAAGCAAGACAGCUAAGCUAAGAAAUGAGCUGACUUCUUUCAAACUUAGAGAUGAUGAGAGCUUGUAUGAAGCAUGGGAGAGAUACAAGGAUUUACAAAGGAGAUGCCCACACCAUGGGAUUCCUAAGUGGAUGCUUGUUUAACACUUUUAUAAUAGUGUUUCUCUAGCUAUUAAGAGUAUAAUUGAUGCAUCUUCUAGAGGUGAUCUCAUUUAGAAAUCUAAAGAUGAAGCUUUUUCUACUUUCGAUAAAAUUGCUUAUAACAACUACCAGCGGAGUUAUGAGAGGAAUGAGAUAAAGAAACUAGCUGGUAUGUAUGAGCUUGAUGCCAUGAAUAUGACUAAUGCUAAGUUUUGAUGCUUCAACAUGAAAGAUCAUGAGUUUUAAUUCUUUUCCUUGUGUAUCUAUUUUACUUGUCUACUUUUGCUACCAUCUGGGUAUUAUCUUAAUAUUUAAUUGAAGGACCAAAAAGUAAAAAUCAUUGAUAAAUAAUCAAGGAUUAAAACUUAAAAUCACUUAGAUUUAGAAAUAAAUUAGAAAUAUAAGAGGAUUCAUUGAUUGGCUACAAAAUAUAAUGGGUUUUAAGUAAAUCAAAUAUCAUAUGAAAGUAGACUUGGUUUUCUUGAAACACUCUUUGGUUUGCUUGAAAAAAAUAUCAAAGGACCUUAAGAUCAAUUGCCUUCAAACUUUAUUUUCUCUUAAAUUGGAUGGACCAAGACAAAUCCCAAUUAAUUUA
Molecule: messenger RNA, 1666 nt
Organism: Hevea brasiliensis (rubber tree)
Lineage: Eukaryota; Viridiplantae; Streptophyta; Magnoliopsida; Malpighiales; Euphorbiaceae
Product: stress response protein NST1-like
Exons: 2
Coding region: 193-702 (169 amino acids)
Source: RefSeq, a predicted model, not a curated record